Cyphellophora europaea CBS 101466 is the source of this 1110-nucleotide messenger RNA. RefSeq lists its product as uncharacterized. Gene Ontology annotation, molecular function: translation initiation factor activity; metallopeptidase activity; protein binding. Bases 1 to 1110 code for a protein of 369 amino acids. The record is from RefSeq and is a predicted model, not a curated record. NCBI's taxonomy places the organism in Eukaryota, Fungi, Ascomycota, Eurotiomycetes, Chaetothyriales, Cyphellophoraceae. Gene Ontology annotation, cellular component: cytoplasm; eukaryotic translation initiation factor 3 complex; cytosol. The transcript has 2 exons.
AUGGACAGAAUUCCCAAGGAUGCGCCGCUCCAGGCGGUCCAGUUGGAGGCCCUCACCGUUAUGAAAGUGAUCAAACAUUGCGCCGAUAGAUUUCCCACCUUUGCGACUGGCUUCUUGGUGGGCAUGGAUCGCGAAGGCACUAUGGAAGUCACCAAUGCUUUCCCAUUCCCGGUGGUCGACCUGUCUCCCGAAGCGCAGUACGAACAACCUCACUUGAACGCCGCAGCGGCUGCCCCGCGAGCAAAAGCCAACACCGCAUAUCAAGCCGAAUAUUUGAAAGUCCUACGAGAAGUAAACAUCGAUGCUAACAACGUCGGAUGGUACACGAGCUGCAAUUUGGGUAACUUUGUCAACAUGAAUUUCAUCGAGAAUCAGUUCUUCUACCAGAAGGAGAUGAAUGAGCGGGUCAUUGCACUGGUCCACGAUGUGAGCAGAACUUCACAGGGGCUCCUCUCGCUACGCGCUUUCCGUCUGGCUCCUUCUUUCAUGGCGGCCUACAAGGAGCAGAAAUUCACUGCCGACAACCUCCAGAAAUCAGGCCUCAGAUAUUCCGACAUCCUCGUCGAGCUUCCCAUCACCCUGCACAACUCCCACCUGGUCAACACAUUUCUCAAUCAAGUACCUUCAUUACUUUCCAACGGUUCCAUGGCAGCACCAACCUCCCUCUCCGAAGUCGAGUCCAACCCGGCCAUCGCUCAUGACUCGCUCGCCCCAUCAUUCAAUGCACUCACCCUUUCGAACGAUCCGUUCCUGUCUCAAACCGCCGACAAUCUCCUCGACGCUAUCGAGACUCAUCAUGUUGAAUCUAAUAACUUCAGCUACUACAACCGCGCACUGGCGCGCGAGCAAUCUAAAAUCCAGCAAUGGCAGGCGAAGCGGAAAGCAGAGAAUGCGGCACGUGCGCUCAGCAAGCAGGCGCCCUUGCCCGAAGACGAGUGGCAGCGGCUGUUCAAGCUACCGACAGAGCCAAGCCGGUUGGAGAGCAUGCUGAACACGCGGCAAGUCGAGCAGUACGCCAGGCAGGUGGAUGGCUUUGUGGCGGGCGCCACAGGCAAGAUGUUUGCGGUUCGUGGAAACCUGCUACCGGAUGGAGCGCCUAGCGAGGCUUGA